Paramacrobiotus metropolitanus is the source of this 1309-nucleotide messenger RNA. RefSeq lists its product as uncharacterized. Bases 355 to 1002 code for a protein of 215 amino acids. NCBI's taxonomy places the organism in Eukaryota, Metazoa, Tardigrada, Eutardigrada, Parachela, Macrobiotidae. The transcript is spliced from 4 exons. The record is from RefSeq and is a predicted model, not a curated record.
AUUACUACGCGGAUGACUAAUUCGGCACCUCGUAAUUUUUUUGAUCCUUUGUGAAGUUGCAACUUGCAAGUUUGCGUGCUUAAUGUAAGGUAGAUUUGUUUUUCACUAUUUCCGAUUUCGUACUGUCCAUCAGUGAAAAUUUCUCCCGCAUCUUGUUCCAUUUGAAAUUCCCAUUCUUGACCCAGCUUUGUUAACGGGAGUGGUGAUCGUUCAAUUUAACACUCCAGGAACACAAAUUACUGCGAAUUUACAAUCUGACUUCAGGGUUUUUUCGUCCUUUUCUCCGUUUGCCUGGGUUACACUACCAAGAUUUUAACUCAAGUUGCGCGCUGUGAGACGCCUAUACGCUCCAUCAUGGAUGCGCCCGUAUCCGGCCACGAUCAAGGACCUGUUGCUGUGGCUGUUUGCUUGGACAUUCGCGUUCCUCAUACAAACCGGAUCGUACGCAUUCCUUGUCCUCCGGAAGCUGUGCAGAAAUGUUCAACAAUUCGAAACGUUCUGGAUUUAACGGCCGAUGAAAAAGGUGGACACUCUGCUCUGCAGAUAAUCACAAUUCCGGAUUUUGUCAAUAUUGAUGCUCCAUCUGUGAGAAAAGUCUUCAGUGUUCUGAAUUGCCUACACUGCAACGCGAUGCCCACAGCGACCAGUGGUGCGUCGGAGUGGAUCACUUGGGUACUGCGCUUCGCUCAAUUCCCUACCCACACUCAGCUGCGGGAAUCGGAUGUCGAGCAGGGAAUACUACGCUUAUACCGUGCUUACUGUGCGGCGGAUUACCUGGGAUGCGAAGAACUGCGGCGUGUCCUCGAGGGAGCUCUAAACGGCAUUUAUCUGGUGGUCAAAAUGCCCGUCGAAGAUUUUCGCCAUUUCCUGAUGAACAACGCAAAAUCGCGCCUCAUAUUCGACGAGUCGUUAUACUGCGGCGUGAUGAUUGUCCGCAAGAAGUUGGAGAAAUUUUUUAUGGUCACCUUGCCACGUACGAAUGAACUGGUCAAAGUGCUCUGAAACUUGCAGUUUGGAGGAAUCGGAAGUUGAAAAAUCAGGAUGCACACAAAAGAACCGACGGUUAAUUGUUUUGUGUUAUGCGCGACUGAUCCUUUAAUUAUACAUAUUGCUUUGCACUGGUUUGCAGUUCGCACUUGUUAACCAACUGGAAGCCGUUAUACAGACUUUUUACUUUAUAGCAAAGGUUUUUUCAUGAAUAACCAGGCAGACUUAAAUUUUUUACAUCAGUGUGAUAUCCACAGUCACAUCUCUAUGCCUGUGAGUCUGCGCUUGGGUUCCAGACCGUUGAGCGAUAAUAAAACGCUUC